This is a messenger RNA of Neolamprologus brichardi, 2752 nucleotides long. Lineage: Eukaryota; Metazoa; Chordata; Actinopteri; Cichliformes; Cichlidae. The record is from RefSeq and is a predicted model, not a curated record.
GGCGUGGACCGGGCGUGAGGCGUACUUCGCGACCUCUCAAACGCAUGCGCCACAAAGUCAGGGUUGGUUUCAGUGCAGGGUCAGAGGGAACAGCUGCUGUCACUUCAGAAGCCUGGUUGUCCAUCCAGCAUCAUGGGAAAGAAGAGUCGGGUGAAGACUCAGAAGUCAGGCUCAGGAGCCAUGGCUGUGGUUUCCCCCAAGGAGAUGAUGAGCCUGAUUGCUGAACUGUUGCAGAAAUGCAGCAGUGCAGCAGCCUCUGCUGGUAAAGAGUGGGAGGAGUACCUCCAAAUAAGAGGCUUGGUGGAAAGAAUCCGCAAAAAGCAAAAAGGCAUGUCCAUUGUGUUUGAGGGCAGCAGGGAGGACCACUUCCCUGACCUGAUGUCUUGGGCUAAGGAGAAUGGGGCCUCCUGUGAGUGCUUCACUGUGGCCAACUUUGGGAAGGAAGGCUAUGGCCUGAGGGCCACCAGAGACAUCAAGGCAGAGGAACUAUUCCUGUGGAUUCCCAGGAAGAUGCUGAUGACAGUGGAGUCGGCACAGAACUCUAUACUGGCUCCUUUGUAUAGCCAGGAUCGGAUCCUGCAGGCCAUGGGGAAUGUGACGCUGGCCCUCCACCUGCUAUGUGAGCGAGCCAACCCUGCUUCCUUCUGGCUGCCGUACAUCCGCAGUCUUCCUCAGGAAUAUGACAUACCUCUGUACUACCAGCAAGAGGAUGUGCAGCUCCUACUGGGCACACAGGCGGUGCAGGAUGUCCUCAGCCAGUAUAAAAACACUGCACGCCAGUAUGCUUACUUCUACAAACUGGUCCAGAUCACCACCGGAUACAACCUCGAGGAUGAUCGCUGCGAAUGUGUGGCCCUGCAGGACUAUAAGGAGAACGAACAGAUCUACAUCUUUUAUGGCACACGAUCCAAUGCCGAGUUUGUGAUCCACAAUGGCUUCUUCUUCCAAGACAACGCCCACGACCGGGUGAAGAUCAAGCUUGGUGUUAGUAAAAGCGAACGCCUUUACGCCAUGAAGGCUGAAGUUCUGGCGAGAGCCGGCAUCCCAGCCUCCUACGUUUUUGCCCUCCACUGCAAUGAACCCCCAAUUUCAGCCCAGCUCCUCGCCUUCCUAAGAGUGUUCUGCAUGACGGAGGAUGAACUAAAGUACUACCUGCUCGGAGAGCGUGCCAUCAAUAAGAUCUUCACCCUGGGCAACAGCGAGUUCCCUGUGAGCUGGGAGAACGAGAUCAAGUUGUGGACAUUCCUCGAGACUCGGGCUGCUCUUCUACUCAAGACAUACAAGACCACGUCAGAGGAGGACCGCUCCAUGCUGGAGAAGCCUGAUCUGUCUCUUCAUUCCCGCAUGGCGAUCCAACUGCGCCUGGCGGAGAAGCAGAUCCUAGAGAAGGCGCUGGCUUGUGGCCGAGCCAAACGUCUGUGUUUCCAGAAAAAGCUGGAGGAGGGGGCGUCGCUGCCUUGUUAUGAGGAGAGCGAUAUCGCUUUGCUGGAGAAUACUGAAGCGGAUGCUAAACUUCCAGUUAUCCUGCGUAAGGUGGAGGAAGGCCAGGAGAUCCAGGUGGAUGAGGAUAGUCCUCUGCUGAAUGGGAUGAAGGUGGUGUACGGGACUAAUGCAGAGGAUGGAGAACGAGAUCAGGACGAUGAUGUCAGCACAGAUGUUGACUCUGCUUUGGCCUCGAUGGGAAGUUCGAGCCAAAGGGAAGAAGCGAACCUAAGUGCCAGUCGAACUGAAGACGAAGCCAAAGAGAACUCUGUUUAAAUGAUUCCAGUUACUGCCACACUCCACGCUGUUUAUUUAUUUUUGUGUCUCUUCAAGGACUCAGAAAAAUAGCUGAAAAAAGAAAUUGAAUUAAAAGUCAUGGAACUUCUGUGUGUGUUCAUCUAGUGUGGCUUUGUUAGUGCUCGACGGCCUUCCAGGCUUCUAUGCAGGAGAUAUUUUUAUUACACUGGAGUUUUAGUUACCUUUGAAACACAGGUGUAAACUGAAAGUGCGAACACACCUCGAGGCCACUGCUGAUUCGGCACCGUUUAAAAUCGAACAGGUUCUAGAAAAGGAGGAAAAGGUUUUAGCUGAAUAUCUCUGCAAAGCCCAAAUCUCCCUGUGAUGAAUGUGUUGGUUUGUGUGUGCACCACUCUGUCCGCAGAGUGCUCUGCAGCUGAGUCACAGCUGUUCACAAUAACACGCUCAGUUUUGCAUUGGAAUAUUAUUUAGCAUUUUAAGAAGUAACUAAGUAAUCUGUAGCUGCACUGAUUAGGAGUAGUUGUGGCCACAGUGAGACUACACGAUGAAGCCGUACAGCAGCAGCGACUCGGCGAGACGGAGGGAACGCCUUCGGAAGCUUUUUCUUCACCCGCCUUAAAAAUGUGCUCGUCCAAUCACUGACAUGUGACGCGUGGAAACGAAGAAGUGUGUCGUCCUCUAGGUCGGCAUUGAUUGAAGGAGUGGCCUCAGUAACUGUGUCUGCGCUGGUCACGACUGGAAGCCUGACAGGCCUGCAGUGUAACAGUGUGGACGUCGGGGCUUACCCCACCGGUGAUCUCAAGCUGACUGAACGUGCAGCUCUGCAGAUCUUACAGGAUGCAGACCGAGGCCUCAGAACCUGUUUGACUGAAUCGUUCUGGAUAAACGCUGCACCAAAGAUGUUGGACGUUACCUAGGAACUUCUUUGCAUCAAGCUCUGGCAAUUGUAUCUUAUUUUCAACAUGUCUUCCUCAUUUCUUGGUUCCUAUUAAAAAUUAAAGCACAGACAGUU